Messenger RNA from Vombatus ursinus (common wombat), 1431 nucleotides. RefSeq names its product ubiquitin fold modifier 1 (gene UFM1). The coding region runs from base 160 to 417 and encodes 85 amino acids. The transcript has 6 exons. NCBI's taxonomy places the organism in Eukaryota, Metazoa, Chordata, Mammalia, Diprotodontia, Vombatidae. The record is from RefSeq and is a predicted model, not a curated record. Gene Ontology annotation, cellular component: nucleus; cytoplasm. Gene Ontology annotation, biological process: protein K69-linked ufmylation.
GAAGCCCCAGGUCCUCAGGUGACAGCGGAGGGAGACGUGGACCAUCAGAGAGUAAGGCAAGGGAGGCUGCGGCUUCGGCUGCCGAAACUGGAGAAUUGAGCGGGAGGAGGAAUCCGAGCACCGCCGAGAGGCUCCCUAAAGUCUAGCCACGGCCUCACUAUGUCGAAAGUUUCCUUUAAGAUCACACUGACCUCGGACCCGCGGCUGCCGUACAAAGUGCUCAGUGUUCCCGAAAAUACUCCUUUCACGGCAGUCUUAAAGUUUGCUGCAGAAGAAUUUAAAGUUCCUGCAGCAACAAGUGCUAUAAUUACAAAUGAUGGAAUAGGAAUAAAUCCUUCACAGACUGCUGGGAAUGUUUUCCUAAAGCAUGGCUCGGAACUACGAAUAAUUCCUAGAGAUCGUGUUGGGAGUUGUUAGUUUCUGCUGAAUGGAAAUUUACCAUUAUCGUUCCGAAUAAAUAUUGAUAUUUAUUUUGUAAUGUUGCAUUUGGACUAUCUACAAUUUUAUGUACCUAUUCCUAUAAGGACACUGACCUUUUACAUUAAAGAAGGAAUACAUCCCGUGAAUAAAACAGCUGCCUUAAGAAAGAAGCCAACCUCUCCUCUGCUACCUCACUACAUUUAUGAAAGAAGUUUCCAUUUAGUUUUAAAAUAGAAAGAUGAUAUUACUGAGAACUAAUUGUUUUCCCAGUAAAAUAAGAAAAUUAAGAUUUCUUGAGUUUAAAAUCAUGUGUCAACCAUAGAUUAAAUUAUUUGUCUGAGUUACAAAUAAGAAUUGCCAGAGAACAUAGAAAGAGGUGAAUAAGUAUGUAUAUUUUAAAUAGGGUUUAAGGUGAGAAUAACAGAUGAAGUGAUUAACAUGUAAACAGUUGUAUUGAUUGUCAUUUGGGUUUUCUAAGUCUUGACUCCAGUUUUUCAUUUGGAUUUCCAAUUAACUCAGAAGUACCAUCAACUGAACAAUUUGAACUUAUUCUAAUUAUGGAAAAUGGCACUUCACACCAGCUAGUCUACCUAUAUUCCUACAGAAUUGAAUGUAGUUAGUAGUGGGAAUUUAAAGUAAAUUUUAUGUAUCUGUUGCUGAGUUACAAUAAGUAUAUUCUAAGAACUGUCAUAUAAUCAUGAUCUUUUGAGGUGGAUAACUCUGCAUUGAAGUCUGAAAGAGAAUGAAUACCAUCGAGAAGACCUGAAAUCACACAAAGCCCAAAGAAGUGCCAUGAUCUACCCUUUAGUGUACUGAACCCAAAGUUCAAGGAGUCAGGCAGAGAAAAAGGAGACAGUUUAAGCACCAUGAUCACAGAAAACAGAAAAGUCAAGUUAAAACUGAGGUGGUAGGAACGAAAGAAAAGAGCAAGUCAUACGGGAGAUAAAAAGUAACUUCAGAGUGACCCACAAAAUCCAGAAGGAAUGAGAAUGAGUGCCAGAAGUGUCGAAA